AGAAUUUUCUUUUAUUCUGCUCUGUAAUUUGAGAAAUCUUAAGUUUCCAAGAUUGAUAGCACUUUUACUUUUACUUUUACUUGUAAAUUGUCUAGCUUCUUGAAAAAGAAAGAUCCAUAACCAAAUAACCACUCAAUUCUCAAGAAAUAUACGCAAAGAUACCAAAAUGAAGUUCUCAUACACUUCCAUCCUCUUCGCUCUCGCAGCUCCUGCACUGGUCUCCGCAGACAAGACCAGUGUCGAUGUCGCAUCCGUGAUUUCCGAAUUCUUCACCGCCACCCCCACACUCCCUGGCGGCGCUCUCUCCACCCUCGCCACGGCCCUCGCCUCUGUCGAGAACUCCUGGACUACCCAAGCCGCCUUCACAUCCUUCAUCGAAGCCGUCCAUUCCGCAGCCCCAUCCUCCGUCGCCAGCUCGAUCAGCAAAAGCGGUUUUUACUACAAUGAGAUCGUCACUGCCGAUUGGUUUACCAAGAAGGCUCCAAAUGAUGUGAAGAAGGCUGUCAGCACUUAUAUGAGCAAUGUUGACAAGGUUGAGUCGAGUGUUUGGAGUAAGGUAGCAACUGAGACGAGUAAAGGUGCGGCGGCUGCGGCGACAGGUGUUCCUGCGGUUGGGGUUAUGGGAGUUGCAGUUGCGGCUGGAUUGGGAGUUGUGGGAAUGAUGUAGACUGAUUCUUUGAUGGUGUGAGAUGAGAGGAAGGGAAGAUAUGAUGCGAUGCGCUUUAUGAGAUUAUGAUGCAUGAGAUGGAUGUAAUUCGUAGGGAGAUAUUCUGCUGGAUGUUAUGAGAAUUCAUUGAGAUACCCUCUUGGGCUACCUUUACAAAUGUACAAUGCACUACUGUGCCUUGAUACAUACCCAGUUCAUGUUGUGUCUGUUGAUUGAAGGCAAUGCUUUGGAACGACAGGAAGAUAACACCGCUCCUAAAUCUUUUAAUGACGGUGACAAGAGACGAUCGUAAAAAAUAUUCACA
Botrytis deweyae is the source of this 971-nucleotide messenger RNA. RefSeq lists its product as uncharacterized. The coding region runs from base 167 to 667 and encodes 166 amino acids. Lineage: Eukaryota; Fungi; Ascomycota; Leotiomycetes; Helotiales; Sclerotiniaceae. The record is from RefSeq and is a predicted model, not a curated record. The transcript has 2 exons.